UCAUCCCUAAACACACGAGAUAUAUAGAUAUGGAGACUGUAGUGGUGAUUGUGGGAGCUGGACCAGCUGGUUUAGCAACAUCAGUUUGUCUAAACCAACACUCAAUCCCAAACUUGAUCUUAGAGAAAGAAGACAUAUAUGCAUCACUUUGGAAGAAACGAGCCUACGACCGUCUCAAACUUCACUUAGCCAAAAACUUCUGUCAGCUGCCUUUCAUGCCGCAUGGUCCCGAUGUUCCAACCUUCAUGCCCAAAGAAUUUUUCAUCGAUUACCUUGACGCUUAUGUCACCCGUUUUGACAUAAACCCUAGAUAUAACCGAACUGUGAAGUUCUCAAUGUUUGACAUGUCUAACAACAAGUGGAGGGUAGAGGCUGAAAACACAGUGACCGGAGCAAUCGAAGUGUACUGGUCGGAGUUUGUCGUGGUCGCAACGGGAGAGAACGGUGAAAGAUACAUUCCUGAGGUAAAAGGACUUAAUAAUUUCUGUGGUGAGGUUGUGCAUUCCAGUAUGUACAAGUCCGGACGUGACUACAAAAAUAAAAAUGUUCUCGUAGUCGGGGGAGGAAACUCCGGGAUGGAAAUAAGCUUUGAUCUAAAUAACUACGAUGCUAAUACCGCCGUUCUCAUUAGAACUCCGAGACAUAUAUUGACCAAAGUGGAAGUAUACGUGGGGAUGUUACUGUUGAAAUAUUUCCCGGUGAGAAUGGUUGACACAUUAGUGAUGAUGAUGUCUAAGGCAAGAUUAUUUAUAUACGGAGAUCCCUCCAAGUACGGGCUCAUCCGACCAAACCAAGGUCCGUUUGCCACAAAAUUCUUGACCGGGAGAACUCCAGUCAUUGAUGUGGGGACUGUCCGAAAAAUUCACGAAGGCAAGAUUCAGGUUAUCAAUGGUGGCAUAAGAAGCAUCGAAGGCAAGACCUUGACGUUUGAAAAUGGACUGAGACAAGAUUUUGAUGUCAUUGUGUUUGCGACUGGUUACAAAAGCUCUGUUUGCAAUUGGUUAAAGAACUAUGAGUACGUGAUGCGGGAUGAUGGCUUCCCCAAAAACCCAAUGCCAGAUCAUUGGAAAGGAGAGAAAAAUCUCUAUUGUGCUGGAUUUUCGCGGAAGGGAAUCGCUGGAGCCGCUCAAGAUGCGAUGUCUGUCGCCCAAGACAUCAAAUCUAUUUUGGAAACGGCCAGAUAUUAAGGAAUUCUCAAAAACAACUACCAGAAAGAUUGGAUUACAAUGUACACUUAUACUAGGUGAAUCACCGCGUAUACACAGAAAUUAAUAUUUAGAAAAAAAUAAUUUGUGAUAGUUAUUUAUAUUUAUUUUGUUUUUGUUUUUGUUUUGUUUUAUAUUUUAUAUUAUUUUAACUAAAUCAGUAAUUUAUGAGUUAUUGAGUUAAGAUAUGUUAAUGUACUUGAUUUUGCAGAAUAUUCAACUUUGCUAUGAUAUGUUCCUAAAAUUCUAGUUUGAUUUUAAUAUACUGUAGUUAGUUUGUUGUUGUUUGUAUGGUUAUUUUAAUUAAAAUUUUGUAUUUUGUUUACUUUUCUUUAUUAUUGGGUUUGUGAAUCUUCAAACACAUAAAUCACUUAUAAAUUUUAUAAACUAAUAAAAUUCCGAAAUUGAAAAAUAUUGUUUAAGACACGUUUAAAAUUGCAUCAUUUAAAAUAUAACUUAACAUUUAAAAGUUUUUUUGGGUAAAAUUAACAUUUAAAAGUUACACAUAAACAUAAAUUCAAUUAAAUCUACUUGAUGUUUUAGAAAAUUUCCAUACAAACAACAUAUUUGGUGGAGUAACAAACUUUAUUUACUAAUCCACAAACUAUCCAAACCCACUUACACGACCGGACCCAGUCCGGAUCUCUAAAUCUCCAAAUCCGUCCUUCUCAAACAUCACUCUCAUGAUCUCAAUCUCCAUCUCUCAUCACCAUUUCUAAAAAAACACUUUUAAAUCAAGUGCCAUUCAUCUAAUCCCUUCCAUAUUACUCCUUUUUCAUCUACUCCAACCCAAUUCACAACCCUAAGAACCCAUAUUUUAAAUUCUUCAUUUUUAUCAAAAUUUCUCCAUCCCAUAAUCCAAAUCCAAAUACAAAAAAUCUUCAAACCUUACAAAUGUUUUUUUUUUCUAAUCCCAAAUCGAUCAAUUACUCAUCAUUCUCAAUCAAUUUUCUCUCAUAUAAAAUAGUCUCACCUUCACUGUACAAAAUAUCCGAUGAUGAAAAAAAAAAGUAUUACUAGUACAACUAAAAUUAGUAUAACUAGUACAACUAGAACCUAUAUAACCAGUAUAACUAGUAUAAUUAGAACAACUAUAACGUGUGCAACUAGUAAAACUUUACAAUUAAUAUGGUUAUAUUAGGUUUUUGUUUUCAGUGUGCGAAUGAUGUUAUAGAAGAGGAUGAUCUAGAACCAAUGUAAAGGUUGGUCAAAUCUUCCCCUAAAU
Brassica napus (rape) is the source of this 2430-nucleotide messenger RNA. RefSeq names its product probable indole-3-pyruvate monooxygenase YUCCA10. The transcript is spliced from 4 exons. NCBI's taxonomy places the organism in Eukaryota, Viridiplantae, Streptophyta, Magnoliopsida, Brassicales, Brassicaceae. The record is from RefSeq and is a predicted model, not a curated record. The coding region runs from base 30 to 1187 and encodes 385 amino acids. Gene Ontology annotation, molecular function: monooxygenase activity; NADP binding; flavin adenine dinucleotide binding.